AUGGCUACCCCCAGAAAAGAAAACAAGAAUCUCCACGCGGUGGUGGAUAUGGGAAGCAAUGGAAUCCGAUUCUCCAUAACUGACCUAUCUCAGCAAACAGCGCGCAUCAUGCCCAGUGUCUUCCAUGAGCGGGCAGGCAUUUCUCUCUAUGAUGCGCAGUUCUCAAAUCCAGACGGGAUCCGUGGGCCUAUCCCAGAAGACGUAGUAGAUGCUGUCGUGACAAGGCUACGUCGGUUCAAAGCCACAUGUGAGGAUUUUGGCGUGCCUUCGGAAAACAUCCAUGUUUUGGCCACGGAAGCUACGAGAACAGCACCAAAUUCUGUCGAAUUUCGGGCUAGGAUCAAGGAGUCGACGGGUUGGGAUGUUUCGCUUCUUUCGAAAGAGGAUGAAGGGCGCAUUGGCGCACUGGGAGUUGCCAGCAGCUUUGCCUCCGUUGAAGGUCUGGUAAUGGAUCUAGGAGGAGGGAGUACUCAAAUUACGUGGAUGAUCGCAAAGAAUGGAACCGUGACGACCAGUCCAAGGGGAUCGGUCAGCUUUCCUUACGGAGCGGCUGCGCUGACUAGACGGCUGGCAGAGGCGCGGAAGAAUGGCUCGAAGGCCGAGAAGGAAUUGAAGGAAGAGAUGCGGACGAAUUUCCAGAAUGCGUACAAAGAAUUACAGGUCCCAGAGAGUCUCUUGCGAUCAGCUGAAGCUGGGGGUGGGUUUGACUUGUAUCUGUGUGGCGGAGGCUUCAGAGGCUGGGGAUACCUUCUCAUGAGUGAAUCGAGAGUUGACCCUUAUCCAAUCCCUAUCAUCAAUGGGUUCAGGGUCAGCCGGUCUGACUUUUACGAUACGCUCUCGGUUCUGGAUACCAUCCAGAAAUCAGAACAGAAGAUCUUCCGCGUUUCGAAGCGACGAGCUUCCCAGGUCCCUGCGGUUGCGUUGUUGGUCAACGUCCUUGCAGAAGCCCUGCCAGUCAUCAAGGGUAUCCAGUUCUGCCAGGGAGGAGUGUGUGAGGGUUUCCUGUUUGACAGGUUGCCGCAAGAGAUACGCACACACGAUCCCCUUGUAGUGGCCACGGCUCCAUAUGCAUCUGCAUCUGCAAAAGCAAUCGCCAAGCUCCUCACUGAUGCUCUGCCGCCUACGCAUUCUCCUAUAUCAUCACUACGCGCACCCGGUUCAUUCACUGCCGGUCUUAUUACUGCUCUAGCAAAUAUCCUCUUCGUCCACUCUUCCAUCCCCAAGGAGUCGAGACCCGCAGCGGCACUAUAUAGCACAACAACUGGAAUCCUCGCCUCGGCAAAUAACCUAGCCCAUGUCGACCGCGCUAUGCUUGCUUUGAUACUCUGCGAGCGCUGGAAUGGCGAUCUCUCUCCCGCAGAACAAUCCCUACGUGAGCGUUUCUGCCAAUUAAUCACCCCACAGGAGGCUUGGUGGUGUCAGUACCUAGGACGAGUGGCUACUUUGAUCGGAGACGUGUAUCCCGCAGGCGUGGUUUCUGACACAAAUUGGCGGAUUCGGAUCACAAAUACCUGGCAGCAUGUCGAUAAGAAGAAAGGCAGAGAGGACCUAUUAUCUCUAGCCAUCGCUGUCAAUCCGUCCGCCGGCGCCGUGGUUUCCAAAGACGUCUUUGAGGAUACGAUCGAGAGGAUCGAGAAGGCCGGGAAAAAGAAGAACUGGGCCCAUGCCACGAGCAAGAAAGAGGAAGACUAUGGUGUUCGUGUUGCAGUCGAAUUUGGGAAAUGA
Messenger RNA from Paecilomyces variotii, 1725 nucleotides. RefSeq names its product retrograde regulation protein 2. The coding region runs from base 1 to 1725 and encodes 574 amino acids. The record is from RefSeq and is a predicted model, not a curated record. Gene Ontology annotation, biological process: regulation of transcription by RNA polymerase II. Lineage: Eukaryota; Fungi; Ascomycota; Eurotiomycetes; Eurotiales; Thermoascaceae. The transcript has 2 exons.